Molecule: messenger RNA, 2954 nt
Organism: Ciona intestinalis (vase tunicate)
Lineage: Eukaryota; Metazoa; Chordata; Ascidiacea; Phlebobranchia; Cionidae
Source: RefSeq, a predicted model, not a curated record
AAUUAUUGUACGAAAGUUAGGCCUUACGUUGGUAGAUAAGAUUUUGAUUUUCUGUAAAACGUACAUUAUUAGAAAAUGCGCUAAAUUUAACUAUAGGGUCCCGCUGGUGCUGAUUUGUAUGAUAUGAGCUCUUGAUAACAUAUGCUCAGUUUGCAAGGCGAUAGAACAUAAAGAUAGGAAAGGUUGUUAGGUUAAUAGAGUGAUUGCCGGUGGACGGUUACAGCUUUGGCGAUGCUGUUUAGCGCUGAGAGGGAUUUUAGUGCAACCGAAUGGUCCGGAUAUACAAAACGGCUACAAGUUUGCAAGCAAAGAAUAUAUCACUGUUUUUCUACAUUAAGCUGGCGCCAUUCAACAUUUCGAAUUCGGUUCAAGAAAAUAUUCGUCGUUCUUUUUGCAAUGUUGUGUCUUAUGUUAAUGUGGAAAAACACCCCGGUGCUUUUUAAAUUAUCGUCACGACCAUCGUUUACAUGCCCACCGUGCGAGACCAACAAAAAAGAAACAACGAACGGAAUUGAAAAGACGGCGGUAAAGAAAGAUGAACCGGGCCUGCUGCAGCGUAUAAUCGGGGAAAGUACAACGGUAGGGCCCCCGCCCGGGUUGCCCCCACAAAUGUACAUGAAUAACUUGAGUGAACCGAGACCUCGGGUUGAAUAUAAUCUUACGCCGUGGAAAGUUUUAGAAGAAAUUGACAAACCUAUCAAUGCUAGCAAGUGCUCAAAUAUGAGAAGAGACAAACUACAUGCACCUGAAUGGUCGUUCGUAAUCAUGGUAAAGUCACGUGCGAGCAAUUUCGACAGAAGAGCCGCCAUUAGAGCAACGUGGGGAAGACUCUACUUUCUUAACGGCGUUCGCAUUGCGAGUGUGUUCGUUAUUGGAGCUGUUCUAGACCCUGUGCUGCAGGAGAAUAUACAAUUUGAAAACGACGAGCACGGAGAUAUACUGCAGUUUGAGGGGCCGGACGAUUACAAGAACAUGCCAAUCAAAGUGUUGACAGCCAUGCAGUGGGCUUCGGCAAAUUUGCCCAAGGACUAUAUCUACGCCUCUUCUGAUGACGAUUUUGUCGUGAACUUUGUCAACAUCAUCGACUUUAUCCGAAAACAAGUCAACCUACAGAUGUAUAAUAACAGAGGCAGUAAAACACAGCAGUCAGUGAGCGCCAUACGGGAGUCGCUACCUAUAUAUUGUGUGUAUUACUUGGAUAGGAUAAAAGGACCGAACAGAGAUAAUACAAGCAAGUGGUAUACGUCGGUGGAGGAGUACCCGGUGGAACGCUUGCCGCCAUACUGUGGCGGUGGGUUCUACUUGAUGCCUGUGGCCAUGACAGCGGAUUUGUAUGAGAUGUCUCGAGUGACGAUGGUCCUUUCCAUGGAUGAUGUAUGGGUCACUGGGAUUCUGAGGCAGAAACUUCAGCGAGGAGAUGAGAAUGUAAAGAAAUUAACUCUGCCUGAUAAAAAUCGCCGCGAAAACGAUUUGUGGACUCACUUAUGGGGGGAUUAUGGGACUAAGAAAGACAUCGCAAGAUUGCUACCUGCUGCGUGGUCUAUAUGGGAGAAGAGGGUGAAAAAACGACCCCACUGCGCUAGAGCAGAGUCGGUGACUCCAUAUCCAUCAGCAAACCCUUUGUUUAUAUUCGCAGGCGUCCCAGUACCGUUACAAGCGAAACUGGAGCAGGUGUGGGGUUAGGUGAAGCAGGGUUUCAUGAGCAUCUCGCGCUUAUGAAACACCCCGGCUCGCUAGGUCAGUAUGUGACAUACAUUUUUUACGCAACACAUCCCGAAUUUUUUCUCUAACAUAGAAAAUUUUUACCUAUCUAAUUUUAUAACAAUAGCAAGGUCAUAAUAUUUAAAAAAAACGAACAGAAUUGAAUCAAUAGAAAAACGGAAGUAGUUAAAACACGCCAUGGGCAAAUAGACGAGAAAGAGCGUCAAUUAAAAAGCUUAGAUGCUGAAACUUAUAACUAUUUAAAUUUUCAUAGCGCACAUUCCAGGACACACGCAGUAUAAGAAUGACCGUUUAAAGCGCUUACCUCAGGUUAGAGCCGAGUGGCAGGUGAUGCAAUACGUGUUAUUGUAGUAGGGUGGGAAAGACAGGACACCUUCAGCACAUAAUAUUUAAAUAUUCUGACUGUGUUUUAAACAAUAAACAACAGUCUAUGGGAGUCGUCAGGAUGCGGUAUUAUAAUUUUUUGAAUGUUUUUUCCUUACUACCAAAUUGGACAAGUAUAAAGAAUGAAAAGGUGUCCCAACUUACCCCACCCUACUAUCGUUAUCAUAUGUUUUAACAUGAUACACACACGUACUUUACAACUUUAAAUUCCUAUAUAUUUAUUCUCGUUACAAUAUACGAGUCUUAUACACUUGGUAUAAUCAGCCCAUUUUUUUUUUCUUUGUGUUUUUUUUUACAAAAUUUAUAUCGUUGUGCAUGAAGCAGCAUAUACUGCAGACACAACUUGCAUCAAAAGUUAUGGCUGGCUUGUUCAUUAUUUGCAAAUUUUACAUUUUAUUUUCUUUUUAUUGCUGGAAUAUAGAGUCAGUUGACCCAUUUACACUGAAACUACUAUUUUUUACAUAUAUAGCAGCGUAGUACAUCCGCUAACUGUAACGACCAAUUCGCUUUGUUCGAAUAUAUCGCUACCUUUGCUGCGAAUACGAUUUUCAAACAAAAUACAACUUUUGGCUUUGUUUAUUAUCUUCUCACCGUAUUUUACACGAUUACGUUGUUGAUCCGAGCUAGAAACUUAUCUGGGUAUAUAUAAUAACAAGGAGCGUAUAUACGGGUAAGGCAUUCAUGAAAUAAAAUAAACGUUUCAAAUUAUUAAAUGGAAUGGGUUGAAUUAUGCUUGUUGUGGGAUCAGAGAUUUUAGGGCAGAUUGAGCGGUUAUAUACAUAGUGCAUACUGCAAAAAAGUCUGGUUAGAUAGGAGUCGUUCGUUUGCUCUGUUUAAACGAAAAAAAA